GAACUAUUUUAUUUAUUUCGACUGGAACUUUUAUUUUGAAAAGAUCACGAAACCGGAUAUCCGGCAUUGUGUUGUUGUGACUGCAGGACGCGCUAGUGCUGCUCAGAUCUUAUUAGAAAUCAGAGAGAAAAGAAACUCUGGACUGACGGACGACGUCUCCGCGGGAUCAUCACUCAUGGGAGGGAGCGAUGCUGGCAGAUCCGAGAGCAAAUCCCGGAGCUUGUCCUCAUCAGGCGUCAGGAGAGACAGUCCCGGCCGGCAGAAGAAGCACGAGCGCUCCUCCGAGAAGAAGAAGAUGAAAAGGAGAAGAAGCUCCAGCUCGUCGUCAUCUUCAAGCUCCACUUCCACAUCCAGAGAAAAAAAGGCCAAGAAGAAACAGAAACGACGAGAAGUUAAGAAGCUGAAGCGUGAAAAGAAGAAGGAGAAAAAGGAGAAGAAGCGGCAGAAGAAGGUUGCGUUGAAAGCUGAAAGAGCGGCAGUGACGGCUUCUGUAUCGUCUCCUGCUUCUGAUGACAAACUCCAGCCGUUCCUGCCGAUCUGGCAGAGCGAAGAAACGAAAGAACACGGGCCCGUCAUGACUGACGAACAGAAGGCCAGUUUCUGCACCAAGAGGCCGAUGACGAAGGAAGAAUACGAGGCGAGGCAGAGCGUCAUUCGUCGCGUCCUCGACCCCGAGACGGGCCGCACCAGGCUCAUAAGAGGCGAUGGGGAAGUUCUAGAAGAAAUCGUCACCAAGGAGCGACACAAAGACAUCAACAAGAGAGCCACUCAGAGCGAUGGUGACGCCUUCCAGAAGAGACUGGGGAUCAGCAGGUAAUGGAGCGGCUCAGUUAAGACAAGUCCUUCCCGAUCCAAAGCCUUCUGCAUUUCUACAGGAGCUCCUGUAUUCCUCUCUCUCGACUACAUGUCAUAGAAAUGCAGUGUGCGAAUGACGUUUUGCUCUCAGACUUUCAUUUUUCAGGUUAUCUCAGACUAAGUAGGAGUUGAAUUGUUGAGUUGACGAAUGAGGUUAAUUAAGUAUUUAAUUUAACACGUUUUACAUAUUUGACGUUCUUCACAUCAGGAAGAGACUGUCUCUCAGUUAUCUGUAAACUUUCUUAAUGGCUUAUUUAUUUGUAAAUAAUGUCAUUUUCUGUCUGAUUGUAUCUUUGUGGUAUGAUGACACCAGAGGACUGUGCCUCAAUAAAAUAUCUUUGUGCA
Messenger RNA from Megalobrama amblycephala (Wuchang bream), 1200 nucleotides. It is a transcript of the gene arl6ip4, whose product is annotated as ADP-ribosylation factor-like 6 interacting protein 4. The record is from RefSeq and is a predicted model, not a curated record. Lineage: Eukaryota; Metazoa; Chordata; Actinopteri; Cypriniformes; Xenocyprididae. The transcript is spliced from 6 exons. The coding region runs from base 176 to 817 and encodes 213 amino acids.